Branchiostoma floridae (Florida lancelet) is the source of this 3268-nucleotide messenger RNA. Its product is annotated as diacylglycerol kinase beta-like. The record is from RefSeq and is a predicted model, not a curated record. The transcript has 25 exons. Lineage: Eukaryota; Metazoa; Chordata; Leptocardii; Amphioxiformes; Branchiostomatidae. The coding region runs from base 167 to 2869 and encodes 900 amino acids. Gene Ontology annotation, cellular component: plasma membrane. Gene Ontology annotation, biological process: lipid phosphorylation; diacylglycerol metabolic process; intracellular signal transduction. Gene Ontology annotation, molecular function: ATP-dependent diacylglycerol kinase activity; calcium ion binding.
UAGAUUAACUCCCCCAUUUUUUACAUGGUAUCAUACCAUCCAUUUCCUGUUUCCAAUAUGGCGCACCGGGCCUGAAGCCAUGUUGAGGAGGCACCCCUACCCCGUGUGACACUGCAGCGGAUGAGCCAGGUCAGCCCUGAUCUGCCGUGUGCACAACAGGACCAUCAUGUCAUUCCGGUGGGAGACGCUGAGCCCAGCAGAGUUCCACCAGCUUCAGGAGUACACCUCCUAUUCCACUAAGAAGCUGAAGGAUGUAUUGGAGGAGUUCCAUGGUGCAGAUCACAGCUACAACCCAGAGGAGACUGUAGACUAUGAAGGCUUCCAAAGAUUCAUGGGUAUGUAUCUGGAAGCAGACAUUGGUGAGGACCUGUGUCGGCACCUGUUUCAGUCCUUCCAGAAGAAACCACGACAAGCACAGCAGAAUCCACCCAGCAACUGCAGCAGUUUGGAGCGGGCUUUGAAGCGCGAUGUUACAGGUAAGGCAGCUAUGGCCACUGCAAACAUGGUGUGUGCACCAAUCACCAGCCAGGCAGUCGCUCCAGACGAGGGAUGUAGCACAGUCUCCAACCCAGACACAACCAACAGUGAAACUCCCCUGUGUGUCAGCUACUCUUGUGACAGGCUCACAGGCACAGACAGAGGGAUGGAGGACACUGUUACCGAAGGAAACUCCACAUCUUCCUUACCAGCUGUCUUUUCCAGUGAAGCACCAGUCCCUCAGCAAUGCAGCAAGUCUCCACAGAGGUCAUCUGCAGGGGAGGGCAGUCUGAAGGAGAGGACUCUCACCCCUGCAGACUCAGAUGAUGUUGUCUUCCUUAAAGACAUUGUCUGCUACUUGUCUCUUCUGGAAGGAGGUCGAGCAGAGGAUAAGUUGGAAUUUAUGUUCAGAUUAUAUGACACUGAUGGAAAUGGACUGCUGGACAGUUCGGAAAUAGAAUGCAUAAUCAGCCAGAUGAUGCAUGUAGCAGAGUACCUGGGGUGGGACGUGACAGAACUCAGACCUAUCCUUCAAGAGAUGAUGGUUGAGAUUGACUACGAUGCUGAUGGAACUGUGUCCUUAGAAGAGUGGAUCAAGGGUGGUUUGACCACCAUACCUCUAUUGGUCUUACUUGGGUUAGAUACAAAUGUGAUCAAAGAUGAUGGUAACCACAUAUGGCGGCUGAAGCACUUCAACAAGCCAGCUUUCUGCAACCUUUGUCUCAACAUGUUGAUGGGUCUGGGGAAGCAGGGUCUGUCUUGUACAUUCUGCAAGUAUACUGUGCAUGAGCGCUGUGUGCAGCGGGCUCCAGGGUCCUGCAUCAGUACCUACACCAAGUCCAAGAGGUCAUCCAACGUCAGCGGCACACCGCAGAUAAUGAACCACUUCUGGGUAGAAGGCAACUGCCCCACCAAAUGUGAUCGCUGCAGGAAGACAAUCAAAUGUUAUAAUGGACUGACAGGGCUCCAUUGUGUGUGGUGCCAGAUGACUCUACAUAACAAAUGUGCCAGCCAUGUGAAGCCAGAAUGCACCUUGGGAACACUCAGGGACCACAUUCUGCCACCAACAUGCAUCGUUCCUGUUGUGUUGGAACGCAGACGGAGCACCAGUUCCAGAGACAGAGAGCCCCAGCCCAGACGCAGCACCACCAGUACGGAGGGGGUCGGCUCAGACGGGGACAACUCCGCCUCCAGUGGGAAUGUCAGUCGCUCCAUGUCCAGGACCAACUCCAUGAACAUGGAUGGACAGGGAUUACAGAUAACACCUCUUCAUGGCACACAUCCUCUGCUCGUAUUUAUCAACCCCAAAAGUGGAGGCAAACAAGGAGAAAGAAUCUUGCGCAAGUUCCAGUACCUUCUAAACCCUCGCCAGGUCUUCAAUUUGAGUAAAGGUGGGCCCAUGCCUGGGUUGAAGUUCUUCAGGGAUGUGCCAGACUUCCGAGUUCUUUGUUGUGGAGGGGACGGCACUGUUGGCUGGGUCCUGGACAGUAUAGAUAAGAUGCAGUUUGCCCAGCCCCCUCCUGUGGCCAUCCUGCCCCUGGGGACAGGGAAUGACCUGGCCAGGUGUCUGAGAUGGGGAGGAGGAUAUGAAGGUGGCAGUCUGACAAAGUUUCUGCAUGAGAUUGAGCGCAGCAGUGUGGUGAUGAUGGACCGCUGGCACAUGGAUAUCACUAACCACUCGGAUGAGAAGGGAGACCCUGUACCAUGUAAUAUCAUCAACAACUACUUCUCCAUUGGCGUGGAUGCAUCUAUAGCACACCGAUUUCACCUGAUGAGAGAGAAGCAUCCUGAGAAGUUCAACAGUAGGAUGAAAAACAAGUUGUGGUAUUUUGAAUUUGGGACAACUGAAACACUAUCUGCGACUUGUAAGCACUUACAUGAAGACUUGGAGAUACAGUGUGAUGGAAUGUCAUUGGACGUGGGCAGUGGACGUUCCCUGGAGGGUGUGGCCAUCCUCAAUAUCCCGUCCAUUUAUGGCGGGUCCAACCUUUGGGGCGACAAUUCAUCGGCCAAGAAGAGGAGCAAACAUUUCCGCAAACAACUGAAAAAACGAGACAAGACACAAGACCACCUGUCCGUCAGCAGUGGUUCUGGUGACCUGCAGUUUGCAAUACAAGACAUUGGUGACAAGAUGCUGGAGGUUGUUGGACUGGAGGGAGCCAUGGAGAUGGGACAGAUCAAGGCUGGGCUGAGAAACGCCUGCAGGCGACUGGCACAGUGUUCAUCACUCACUCUAAGAACACACAAGAGACUUCCCAUGCAGAUUGAUGGUGAACCAUGGAUGCAGCCCCCCUGUGUGGUCACCAUCACUCACAAGAACCAAGUGCCAAUGCUGAUGGCGCCUCCAGCAUCCAGUAAGGCAUCCUUCCUCAACCUGUUCAAGAAGCGAUGACCCAAGCCAUGUGAGCCGUCUCCUGAUGACAUUCUACUGGCAACUACAUACACUGGGGCAGUGCACCACUGAUGCAAUAUGUCGACCACUCGUGUAUCCUCCUGUGUUUUUGUGCCGUCCUGUAACAGCAGAGUGUUUUAAUCUACCACACAACUGAUGUCAGUCACUCUCCAUGAUGCGGUAUUGGUCCCACUCCAUUUGUCAUGAAAAUCUUAUAUAAUUGAAUGUCGCUUGCUGGUAGCCAGGUUUUCCUUCUGUUUUCACCAUCCUUGCAAUGAAAUUUGGUCAGCUGUCCCAACAGGUAUGUUUCAAUUGAUGUUCCUUAUAACCUGAUUGCUUCUGCAAGGUUUCAUGUACUUUGCUGUUUUCUAGUUGACGGAUGGGAACUAAGAACGGCAA